AUGGACAAACGAACUUCCGAGAACCUGGAACGGAGGGAUGUUGGAAAAAGACCAAUUACGCGACCGGUCAAAUUGGCCUGCCUCGCUUGUAGACGCUCACGGACACGAUGCGACGGCAAAGAAGUAUGCACAAAUUGCCUAAGAAAGGGCCAAGAAUGUGCGUAUAUCCCCAGUAGACGCGGAGGCGCUCGAACGGGCAGCCAGUACACGCAAAGGGGUAUACAGAAGAACUGUGAGGGAAAACAGACUCGACCACUCGAACAAUACGUUGAACCAGGAGCCGGACUUCGAAAACUUGAGGAUAAUGUCCAGGAUAGCGAUUUUAUUUUUGAUAGCAUCUUUCAACUUGGGGAAGAUGCUAUCAUGUCUGACUUUCAACCAUCUCGGCCUAUGUCACCAAUAGUGCGGGCGUACCAAAGUGACCGUGACAUACUAGAUGCAUACUAUAUCUACAUUCAUCCAUACUUCCCAAUACUUCCUCCUCCAGAAUUAACACCAACGGAUCGUCCCAUUGUCAUUUCUGAAGAUGAACAAUAUUUGAACGAUGCUGAUUACGAGCCUUCUUCGUCUCUCAGUCUCAGCAUUUCAGCGAUACUAUCGCUAAUUCCCUAUCCAAACAACGGUGAUCCCCUUAGCGCAGAUGCUGUUGUAUUUCGCCGGAAGCAUGCGGAAUGUCUGGCUCAGUCAGCGCUGGAAAGCGUCAACAUCGAAACUGAAUUACCGGCGUCCUCGACAUCGCCUGCGCAGGGCCUUUCCGAUGCUCCGGAUGCAUAUUUGCGCACCCCCUUUCACCCACAUGUUCCGGUCGAUUUGGAGAGUGUCAUAGCCCUUUCUAUAUUGAGCGUUUAUGAAUACGCACAACGAGGGAACAUCAGAAGAAUGCGUCAGCGAGCCGGACAGGCCCUCAUGGCAGCCAUGGAUAUGUCCCUGCAUAGUGAACCGGAGAAAUCAGAUGAAUAUACAGAAUCCCGACGCCGAGCUUGGUGGAUGACAUACAUCUGUGUAUGUCAGGGAUCGAUUGUCAGCGUCACUGAACCAACGAUAUCUAUGGAAGAUGCGAGGUUUACUACCCAAUAUCCCACGAUUCGUGCAGAUUUGAAUGUAGGCAUCACUCCGACCGAUUUUCCUUCUUUAGCCGAAUCUUACCGACGCUCUGAAUAUCAGACAUGGCCCUUCUUUAUCGAUACCCAACGAGCUAUCAUGUCCGCAACCAUGGCCGUGAUUGAAUUAGACAAGGCUCUAAAGACUGGGAUAGGUCUACAGUCCAAAUUGGAACGUAACCGCGAGCUUGACAAUGAGAUAAAGUUGCUAGCUACGAAGGCCGACGAAUAUCUUCCGCAACAUCCGGGUACGAGCUUGCUCGAUUUAGAAGAGUCCGUAGUUGCAGACUGCUUGAAAUUGAUCGGACGUAUCAAGGUGAAUAGGUUGGUCGACACUAGCUUUCCUCUUGAGGGGUUGGAAGGCAUCUUUGCUGAUAUAACGCUUUAG
Molecule: messenger RNA, 1488 nt
Organism: Penicillium expansum
Lineage: Eukaryota; Fungi; Ascomycota; Eurotiomycetes; Eurotiales; Aspergillaceae
Exons: 7
Coding region: 1-1488 (495 amino acids)
Biological process (GO): DNA-templated transcription; regulation of DNA-templated transcription
Molecular function (GO): DNA-binding transcription factor activity, RNA polymerase II-specific; DNA binding; zinc ion binding
Source: RefSeq, a predicted model, not a curated record